Messenger RNA from Sander lucioperca (pikeperch), 2401 nucleotides. RefSeq names its product low density lipoprotein receptor class A domain containing 3 (gene ldlrad3). Bases 469 to 1521 code for a protein of 350 amino acids. Gene Ontology annotation, biological process: receptor-mediated endocytosis. The transcript is spliced from 6 exons. The record is from RefSeq and is a predicted model, not a curated record. Gene Ontology annotation, molecular function: protein binding. Gene Ontology annotation, cellular component: plasma membrane. NCBI's taxonomy places the organism in Eukaryota, Metazoa, Chordata, Actinopteri, Perciformes, Percidae.
AACGUUGCUGUGUUCGGAGUAACGGUGCAAUUAAACAACUAGGCUACUGAUUUUGCCAGUGGGGACCGUUAGCGGUCCCUAGCCUGCAGUUUGAGAACCGCUGUCCCGGACUGACCUACCUCUGCGCUCUCCGGCUCUCUGCCUCCGACUCCGCCUCUCUCAGCACCAAGCGACCGAACCCCAGCCUGCCUGCCGCCACACCGAAGUCCCCUCCAGCUCCUGCCUGUGUGCCUUCCCAACCCACAAACCGGACUCCAUACUUCUGUGCCACGCGAACCCAUCACUCUCACGCCAAAUGCACUCCUAGUUUUACCGCAAGAAAAAAAAAAAAAACACUCCAACCUGAAAAGUAAAAUAGGCAGUAAGUUGUAGCUGUGCUAUCGGAUAGGUUUUUCUUCUUUGCCCCCAGUUUUCGGCCCCGCGGUGGGGCAGGACCGCAAGGGCAGGCCGGGGGGAAAAGGAGACCGUAUGAUGUGGAUCUGGUACUUUCUGCUUGGUUCGGGGUCAGGCUUAAGAACUGUUGAGAGCCAGCUGCUCCCGGGGAAUAACUUCACCACAGAGUGCAACAUCCCUGGAAUCUUUAUGUGUGGGGAUGGGAAGUGUGUCCCAGGUGGGUGGCAGUGCGACGGAUUGCCCGACUGCUUUGACAAGAGCGACGAGAAAGGCUGUCCUAAGGCCAAGUCAAAGUGCGCCCCUUCAUUCUUCGCCUGCGCUAAUGGUGUCCACUGCAUCAUCGGACGCUUCCGCUGUAACGGCUUCAGCGACUGUCCUGACGGGAGUGACGAGGAGAACUGCACAGGCAACCCACUGGUGUGCUCGGAGGCUCGCUUCAAGUGUCGAAAUGGCCACUGUGUAGACCGGAGCUUCUUGUGUAACGGCCAGGACAACUGUCAGGACAACAGCGAUGAGGAGCUCUGCCUCACUACAGCAGAAGCGCCGGGGCAGGACUUUGUGACACUGGACUAUCGUCUGCGCUACUACCCCAGCAUCACCUACGCCGUCAUCGGCAGCGCCGUUAUCUUCGUCCUGGUGGUUGCGUUGCUGGCCUUGGUGCUCCAUCACCAGAGGAAGCGGAGCGUCCUGCUGCCCAGAGGUGUAAGAGGGAGCUCGCACCACCACCACCACCACCAGCCCCUGCUGCUGUCCCGUCUGGUCAUUUUGGACCGGGGCCACGUCCAUCCCGGCGGUCAAGGUCUCUCCCCCAGCUCUCCCACCACAGCAGGCCCGUACAGGUCAACUCCUCAGGCACUGCAGCUGCUCUCUGGGACCCUGUAUCCCUCUGGACUCUCCAUGGACUCACCUCCAUCAUACUCACAAGCUGUUCUGGAUGUCAGCCGGCCUCCCUGGUUUGAUCUCCCUCCUCCCCCAUACCUCUCAGAUGGGGAGCUGCCUCAAUACGAGGGCCCCCAAGAUCCUUUGAGCCCCCCCACAGCACAUCCCUCUCCACCCUCCACACCCAGAACUGUGGCCUUAGGCACGCAGCCGAGUCCGAGCUCCAGAGAGGAGUCAGACCAGCUGUAGCCUCUCUCGUAGUAGAACUAGUUAGAACUCAAAGAGACUGCAGGACUGAAGGAUCAGGCUGCAGGGCCAUGUGAAGCCAGUACAGUCCACAGCAAAGACCUGCUGAGGAGAGCCAACAGGGACUAAGAGACUGUAGACUUAAAGUCCUAAACCUGCUGCUUACUCAUUGGCCUACUGAAGCACUGGACUGAGACAAACUCAUCCUGCUAGGCUGAUCUUGUAUGCUGGCUCCCCCUGCUGGGGUCAUGGCUGCACUACACCUUAAUCAGUUACACAUUCAUUCAUUUUCCAACAAGUUAAGUUCAGUUGAACUGUGCUUCCUUUGAAUAAAUACUGUAUACGAUACCUAACAGUGACCACAACCUGCAUCUCCAGAGACAUAGGAGUUAAACUGCCAUUCAUUAAAAUAUGCAUUAACAUAUCAUGAUGAUAGAAAAAUGUGGCACCUGAAAUGGUCAUCGUGUUAUUGUAUAAUCAUGAUAGAGUGAUGUUAUUCUUCUUUGUGUAACACUUUGACAGCAUUGAGUCAAAGUCAUGCCCCAUGAGGAAAUACUCCUCACUGUAUUUCACAUUUCACACCUACAAUUUACAUGGUGGGGUAUAUAAGAGAUUUGUAUUGUGUUCACAUUGUGAAAUACCUGAAUGCUAGAUCAAAUUCUGUACUGUUGAUGAUUACUGCUACAUUUGAUGACUUACAGUACUUAUCAUUAUUAUAUUAUUAUAUCAUUUUAGCAAUGACAUGUUGAUGCCUUAAUUCUUACUGAAGUCAAAACACUUUUAAGUCGAAAUGAAGACGAUACAGUAGUGAUGUGUAAUUUUUAAUAGUUUAACAGAAACACAUACAGUUGUGAUAUACAAGAGCAGCUCUUACAGAGGUACU